UUGAUUUUUUUUUGUCUAAUAGAAAAAAUUAAAAGACAAACCAAUCGCGGGCUGACACGUGUCAGUGGGAUCCGCGAGUAGUGCAAGAACCAAGUUAAACUCGGCUCUUAUAGAAAACGCGGAAAACACGGUUUUUAUAAAAAACCGGGUAACCCACCCUUUAAGAAUCCUCUUAAACGCCAGCGUUAAAAAUGGUCUUAUAAUGGAUGCAGACUUUUGAAUAAUGUGCACAAAAUUGUUUAACGGUAAUUAAACGCUUUGUAAAAGACUACUAAGGGCAGCUAGGCAACGUCUAAACUGAUUUUUCUAAAAUUCAGUUCUCUUAUAACCGAUUUAUCGUGUAAAACGCCUGAAAAUUUACUUUUGUAGGCUUCACAUUGUGUAAAAUGGUGGUAUCUUGGUUUUGGUUCCAUCGGAUACCGAACAUUCGGUGUUUAAACCAAAUAAAACCGGAUUAAACCGGUUAAAGUUCCGGUUUGUCUCAGGCGCGCAUCUUUAACCGAAUAAAACUCUUCUCGCCCUCGAUACUCUCUUCCUUAUCGUUAUGGCUUCCGUCGCUUUGCCGGCGUUCACCUGCCGGAGCUCAGCAGAACCGACGAAGGAGCUUCGCGUCUGCACGAACCGCACCUGCCGUAAACAAGGCUCAUUCCAAAUCCUCGAGACGCUAACGUCCCUCGCGCCUCCCCAACUCCGAGUCAAUCCCUGCGGAUGCCUCGGCCGAUGCGGCUCGGGUCCGAACCUCGUCGCUCUCCCUCAAGGCCUCUUCCUUCGUCACUGCGCCACGCCUUCUCGAGCCGCUGAGAUCCUGUUCAGCCUAUGCGGCGACGGCAGGGAAGCUUCCUCUUCCUCCGCCGUCGCGGAGGCUCUCUCCGCUUUGGCGCUCACGAACAAUGCUCUCACUCAGAUCGAAGCUGGGAACUUCGAGGAGGCAGAAUCGCUUCUUACACAGGCUUUAGAGAUGAAACCAUACGGUGGAUUGCAUAGAAUCUUCAAACACAGAUUGUUGGAAUCUUGGGAUUGUAGAGCAGUGGCGAAACUAGGAAUGGUUGAUUACUCUGGGGCUCUUGAAGAUAUAAGCCAAGCUCUAGCAUUAGCUCCUAACUAUUAUGAGCCCUACAUUUUCCAAGGUGAUGUUUACGUUGCACAAGGUCAAUAUGAUCUCGCCGAGAAGUCAUACUUGAAGUGUUUAGAGAUAGAUCCUACCCUUCGAAGAUCAAAAUCAUUCAAGGCGCGGAUUGCAAACCUUCAAAAGAAAGCUGUUGAAGCAGAUGUGAGUUAAAUCCUGACAUUUGGAGUUGUUUUGAAUGCAUAUAGCUCACUACAUAUCUGUCAUUUUAAGGGCAAUUCUUUUCUCUGUCAAAACCGUUGCAAUAAUGUCUCUUUCUUUGGGUAGAGGGGUUUUCAAGAGUUCCAAAUUACGUUGUUUAUAGGUGUCAUUAGUAUAUCAAGUGGUAAUGAGAUUACGCUGUCUAUAUUAUUCAAGCUAAUGAUAUUAUAUUAUUCA
Molecule: messenger RNA, 1504 nt
Organism: Brassica rapa (field mustard)
Lineage: Eukaryota; Viridiplantae; Streptophyta; Magnoliopsida; Brassicales; Brassicaceae
Molecular function (GO): protein binding
Source: RefSeq, a predicted model, not a curated record